UGAAAAUCUAACCUCACUUUUUUACUAUAAACUUUUCAAACAUUUUAAAAACGUGUUUGUUAACAAAAUUCUGGUUUGAUUCGAAGUAAAAAUGACUCGAUUUGCUAGAGCCAAAGGCUCGAAAGCCUCUAAUGAAAAGUUACCAGAACAGGCAACUUCUUGGAGCGAAAUGAAGCAGGAAAUGUUGAACAAAAACAAAGAGAUUGCGGAGGAAAAGGGCCGACAAGAGGCCCUCAAGAAGCGCCAGGCCAAUUAUCAAGCUUUCCUGCAGGAAAAAGAGGAUGAAGAAGAUAAAAAGAUUGCUUGGGCUGAUUUUCCUGAAGCCAGUAAGAAAAGAAAGGUCAGUGAAAGUUUUAACACUAGCAAUAAGAAGAUCAAAAGUGAAGAUUCUGAAGACUCUGAUGGACAGUUUUCAGCCUUGAAAGCUCAAAUUGAUAAGGCCUUAGAAAAACAAAAUGACAAUGCAGAAGAAUCUGAGCAAAUUGUAGAUAGUGAUGAUUCUGCUCCAGAAGAAAUCAGUAUAAAGCAAAAGCCCCAGGAAAUUGUUGUGAAAAAGGCUAAAAACACAAAACAGAAACUCACAAUCGUAGUUGACAAGGAAAAGAAUCCUUCAACAAAGAUUUUGACUGAAAAAGAACAGAAAUUAAUUGCUAAAAAGCAAGAAAGGUACAAAAGACAAUUAGAAAAAAAGAAGCUCAGAAAACAACAAAAGCAAAAUGAAAAUCCCGCCUCAGAAGUACCAAAAAAGGCUGAAACCAAAGAAGAAAUAGAAGCAGCAAAACUGGAAAGAAAACUGGCAAGGCGAGAAAGACAAAAGGAAAAACGAAGACUUGGUAGAAUGCAAAAAGCUGAAGAAAACAAACCAAAAUUAGGCGAAGAAGAUUUGAAAAAAAUCAAUAAAAAAAAGGAAAAGAAAGCUAAACAAAUUGAAAAGAGACAAAAGUUUAAAGAAGCUUCAAAAACUGAAGAAAAUAACAAAGAAUCAGAAGCCAAUAACAAUUUUAAUUCAAAUAAUGAAAUCAAGAAUUUCAAUGACAGUAACAAUAAGAAGUUCAAUGAAAGGAAGAAUUUCAAUGACAAUAACAAUUUUAAUUCAAAUAGGAAUAUCAAUGGAAAUAAUAAUUUUGAUUCAAAUAAGAAGUUCCAUGAAAAUAAGAAAUUUGAUCAACCACCCAAAACUAAAAAACCACCUAAACCAAGAGACAACAACAAAAACCACGAAAAUCGCAAACAAAAACCAGAAAUAAUGUACAUAAAUGGCAAAACCGUAGACGUAGACUACGUGGAUGGAUUCCCAGUCAAAAAAGAAGACGCGGACAGACUCAAACAACUCAGAAAAGAAAUGAUCAGCAAAGGCCUGCCCAGAAGCGAAAUCAACGUAGCCCUAAAACUAGAACGUCGUAGAGCGGAAAAAGCAUUCACCAGAGAAAAGAAAAACGUUUGUUUCAAUUGCCGCAAAUCGGGCCACAAUCUAUCAGAUUGUCCCGAAUUGGGCAAAGACCAAGGAUUAGCCCAAACAGCUGGUACUGGAAUUUGCUUCAAAUGCGGUUCCACUGAACACACGCACUUUCAAUGCAAAGUGGUCAAAGGGAUGGACUACAAGUUUGCAACUUGUUUUAUUUGCAAAGAGCCUGGCCAUAUAUCCAGACAGUGUCCGGAUAAUCAACGAGGACUUUAUCCAAAAGGAGGGUCUUGCAAAGUCUGUGGGGAUGUGACUCACUUGAAAAAGGAUUGUCCCAAGUAUCAGGCCCAGCAAUCGCAACUGCAAAGCAGUUUGAGUAUUGGGAUGAUGGAUAAUGGAAAUCCUGAUGAUUUUGAUGGAAAUAAAGCUGCCAGUAAUAAUGCUGGAUUUGUUAAGAGACCAAAUAAGGUUGUCAAAUUUUAGGAAUAAGUUUUCUUAUUAUAAUAAAGUUUAUUGUAUAAAGCUACAGAUUUUUAUUUAAUUAUAAAAUGCAUUUGCACUGAGUUCCAGCUUUGGUAACUUCAGAACAAUCUCCUUUUUUUCCAGGGAAAUUAUGAUUGCACCACUGCUGGCACAUGUUGUUAAGGCAAAGGUAGACAUCUUCUCUUAACGAGGUACUAUCCACUAAAAGAAAAAUGGAUUAAAACAAAAAACAAAAAAAUGUACAGCUUCAUUUUCCACUUAAUAAUUGCUAGUUAAAGACAAUAAUAAU
Messenger RNA from Ceutorhynchus assimilis (cabbage seed weevil), 2174 nucleotides. NCBI's taxonomy places the organism in Eukaryota, Metazoa, Arthropoda, Insecta, Coleoptera, Curculionidae. The record is from the annotation of a GenBank genome assembly.